Messenger RNA from Sebastes umbrosus (honeycomb rockfish), 3809 nucleotides. RefSeq lists its product as uncharacterized. The coding region runs from base 802 to 3330 and encodes 842 amino acids. The record is from RefSeq and is a predicted model, not a curated record. Lineage: Eukaryota; Metazoa; Chordata; Actinopteri; Perciformes; Sebastidae. The transcript has 4 exons.
UGACGACCCAGAGAUACCACGUGAUACCGACGUCGUUUGACUAUUGGCUCACAAACCUUGUUAGAAAUGGGAAUCAAACGUCAGAUAUCUUCCACAGAGAUAAACGAAACAUUCAUUUUGGACCCGCCAAAUUAUUAAUUCACAAUCAUAAUCAUUUUGUUAGGAAAAGCCAUACUUUUAUUUGGUACCUUUCUAAAAGCUCUGUGGAUGUAUUAUUUAAAAAAAUAAUAAUUUAAUAUUUAUAAAAAUGUUAUCAAUAAGACCUUUAACGCAUGUAAUGCUUAAUAAAAUCACACCGUUUUGUUUUUUCCCCCAGUUUCAAGUGGACAAAAUUAAAGCAUGUAGUGAUAUAAUCACCCCCUUAUCCCUCUGGUACAUUCCUCAUUCACAUGCAUGGUGUAAUAAUUAAUAUGUGUUGCUCACUAAUUGGAUUAGUGCUAUACAUUUUCAAAUCCACAACAAUAGGGUAAGCCUCGAGCACGUGUUAGUGCACUCACACGUGCCCGUUCUGUGUUAGUGAACGUUUGCUAGUGUAAGCAUGGUAUGCAAAUGUGGGCGUGCGCAAUCGGUGUACUGGGGGUGUUAGUGUGCACGAGGGAGGAGAUGCAGGCAGCGAGGCUGUGGAGCUGUUAUUCCUUUUGUGUUGAUUAAACAAAAGUGACCUGAAACAAGACAAGUGGGCCUUCUCAGAAAUGAGUGUCUGUCAUUUGGAGGGCGCCUUCAAAGCAUUUUGUUAACAGACUGACUGGCUGGAACAUUCUGACCGCUCCAAAACGGUUUUGCAUCAGCAGACUUGUCACCAUGGCAACACAGCCCGUGGCCUGGCAGGAGCUGGGUCCCGUCGACUCGCUGGACGAGGGGGUCAAUGAGUUCUGGGCACAAGGUGAAGUAGGUGCAAACGUGAGCCACAACUCCCCUCAGCGAGACAAAAAGGCUCCCAGGGCAGAACCUGAAGAGGACAUAGAUGUCCCGAAGCCUGGAGCUCCGGACGAAACACGCCAAACGCUCUCAAGAACCGAAACACCUAAUGCAACCAAAUCAGAAAAUCAGGAGUCAACAAGAAUUAGUCCAUGCACCCCCAGGGAGACGCAAGAGAUGGUGACAGAAUUAGAACAAGUCAUCCAGCUAUCAGACGCAUUAAAGGCUCAAGAGGAAUCUGUUGAUCCAUGUGAGGAUGCUUUCACACCUCCUCCUCCUCCCCUCAGCGCUUCAUCAACAGAGGAAUGCUUUGAGAGAGAGAGCUUUUCCAGCCUAGAAGGGGAGGUGGCCGACUGGAUCAGUGAUGCUGAGAUCAUGUCAGACCCAACAGAAGACUUUAUGUCUCUUCAUAGCCAGAAUAGUCCAGAACGGCCAUGUCUUCUCACUGCGCCAGUAAAUAGAGGAGAGGAGGAGGAGAUGACAGGAGAUAAUAUGACAACAGAGGAGAAUGGCUUACAGCUGAACCUCUUACCAGAUGACUACAGUGAAUCUGAAAAUAUUAGAAACAACCUAGAUGAUGUAUAUACUGUGUUCUCUCCUCCGUUUGCUGAUGAAAGUGAGGAAGAAGAGGAAUUGAGCAUUGAUAUUAUGUCCUGUCAGCAGCAAUGGACUACACUAGAUGUCAGAGGCGAGCCUUUCCAACACUCAUAUUCUGCCAAUACUUCCACUGAACCAACCUCAACCCCGCCUGCAGUUCCCUCAGCCAAACAGCAGAAGGAGCUGUUGUCCCAGUGCCAAAGUGAACUUGCCCCCAGGGGAGCAAACCAGGAAGCCGCACAACAGGUGCUCGGCCAGAGCUCUUCACCUUUGUCAACCGUUGCCAUGGAGCUGCCCAAUCGGGGCGGGGCAGCUUCUCAAGGCUCUGGUUGUGUUGUAGCUGUGAGAGAGAGGCACAGCAGGGUGGGGGAAAGGACUGAGAGAGAAAGCAAGCAAACAGGUGGAGAGGGAGGGCAGAAAGAGCUUGAAAGGAACAAGGCGGUUGGGCAGCAACACGGCAGAGGACUGUUAAACUUUUCAGUCCAAACACAAGAGGUUAAGACAGGAAAACACAGCUCUGCGUCCUCUAAACACACCAGGAUGGAGAGCGACUCGUGUGACGAUAGCCAGAGCGACAGUGGGGUUUCAGCGGACUUCUCCCCGUGCAGCACCCUGGAGGGCAACACCACCAUCUCUACAGGCUCUCCAGCAGCUGCACCCAAAGAGACUCCCAUUGAGAGGGAGAUCCGACGGGCAAUAGAGCGUGAGCACAGCCUGAGAAGGUCCAGAGGGCUUACGAAUCCCCCCACUUCACCAGAGUACGUAGAGAUCCCUUUAAGGAAAACUGUUCUCAGCCAGUCAAUAACCGGUAAGCCUGAGAGGUGUCAAGGCAAAGACAGGCAGUUAGCAGGCAAAAAGAUGCAGCACGAGAUCCACGAAGAGAACAAGAGGGAACAGGAUCUGGUCAAGCUCGGGAAAGUUCCAGGUUUCUAUGACAAAGGCACCGUGCGCCAAGUCAAAGAGAGGAAACAGCUUUUUGAGGCCUUUCAGAAAUCCAAUGACUCAAAUUUGACUGCCAGGAGUAAGACCACGUCCUGGUCCUCUGCCAGUGACACCUCAAUCCUGGAGGACAUGUCAUCGCAGGCAUCCACCAUAGGAGGCUCAUUCAUGGAGAGGAUUCCCACACAGAGCUCAAACUUAGCCAAAGGAGGAGGUUCUUUGACUCCCCGAGGUCCAGGCCUAUCUGAGGGGACAGCCUGUCAGAUCAUUAUCCUAGAGAACAAUCUGAGUGUCCCAGCACAGAAGCUCUACCACGCCAAAACAGAAGUCGACUCUGGAGGUCCUAACAUGUCAUCAUCCAGGACAGCAGGACAUGGUGGGAUUAAAGUGAGAGAGCAAGAAGAGGAGGAGGAGGAGGAGGAGGAGGAGGAAGCACCCAAGGAGAACCCAUUUUUCAAGCUGCGCUCCUCAACAAGUUUAGUUAAAGUGGAGCAGGACAUCCGGGAGGCUCAAGAGAGGGAAAAGGAGCUUCACAAGCAGAGGCUCAGUGUGUAUGGGGGCACAGAGGGUGCAAAAGGAGGAGGGAGGCCAGGCAGCUCAGACGGAAAGAGUCCCAUGUUGUCUUCUUCUUCACUGAAUGGACUGGCUGUUCCUGACUUACCUGGCACAUCAUCCAGAGGGGGAACUAGACCCACAGCAGAACGCCAGUCAGUUGGCAAGCUGGGCGUGUGGCCCCCGGCACCGGCCCCGGCUGAAGAGGAGAAAACGAACCGGCCAGAGGUCCUCCAGAGUCCCCGGACCCCCAGACACAAGACCCCUCUGGUGCAACGCUGGGAGUCAGGCCUAGUCAACGGACACAACACAGAAGACGACUGAGGAGGCGUUGACGGAGCGAAACUAAAGGAGGGAGGACAGUUAGCCGAGACCUGGAGGGCUGAAAGACUGUGAGAUAAAAAAGGAAAGCAGUGUAAGGAAAGUGCGAGCAGACUAGCGGAUGGAGUAGGAGGAAAGAGAGAGUUUGAAGCGAGAAAGAGGUCAGGGAUUGAGGCUACAAAGGGGGUCAGGAGGAUUGGGAGCAAGGAAAAGGAUUGGUGGUGGACUGAAAACCCUGAAGAGUCCUUCAUCGAGGAGGAGAGAAAAAGGAGGAGGAGGGACACCUAUUAGUGGAUAAGCACUUGGCGUGUUUCUUGUGCUGGAAAACUCUGCAUAUAAUGAAUGUAAAAAGGCAAAAAAAAAUAAUGAUAACAUUUCACUGGAGAAAAGAAAAGUAAGAAUGGGAUUUUCAAACUUUAAUGAAGUUCUUUUCCAUAGGAUUUUUUUUGAAUAAUAAUGAGUUAUUAUUUUGUUGAUGAAAA